Symbiodinium sp. CCMP2592 is the source of this 1305-nucleotide messenger RNA. The record is from the annotation of a GenBank genome assembly. Lineage: Eukaryota; Dinophyceae; Suessiales; Symbiodiniaceae.
AUGGGCCGCCGCGACAACAAGGGCAAAGAGAAAGGAUGGGAAGGCCAAGGCUACCAUACACCCUCUUACACCUUGUGGCGUGGAGCACAUGCAUCUCCGCGGAGUCGGGCCAAAGCUUGGAAAGACGAGUCCUGGCAAGCCUGGGAGGACACCACGCCGAGCUUCCCGGCAUUCGAUGCGGGGACUUAUGGUGCCAAAGGGUAUGCCGACGACAAGGAAGCGAGGACCGAUCAGCCAGCUGGAGACUAUUUGAGCGUUUUCCAGGCAGCCCUGAACCAUGCACGCAAAGCAGAACAAAAAGUGCAGCGCUUGGAGCAGGCCCGGCAACGUAUGACCAAGCAAUGGAAGGACUACGAGCGCUCAGCCCUGGAGGCAUUCGCCCGGGAAAAACAACGGUUCAAGCAGAAGAUGAACAAACUCACCAAGGACCAGCAGGAUGCGGAACACCAGCAAGAGCUGGCCAGACAUGGGCUACGUGCCUUGCACCUCGAGGAGAAUGCAGCUCCCGAGGGAGGCGAUGCCCCGGUUGCUAUGCAAACCGAAGGAGUGGAUGCAGAGACAGCGAGACUCUUUGCCGAAUGUGGGGAACAAGCAGCCCCAGAUUGGGACGGUGUUCUGGCGAGAGCUUUUCAACCACCGGAAUCCGGGACCCAUGCCGAGCCGGGAAAGCACAGCAGCAACGGGGACUACGCCGACCAGAACCGUCAGGUCCCAAAGCACCCUGGCCAAAGAAUCAUGGAGGAACUGAGAGUUCCCACCUCUGCUGCGCCUCCACGUCAGGGGAUCAAAGAAGCUACUAUGGCCGCAAAGACUCCCACAGCGCCGCGGACAUCCAUCAAGGAGCGACUUCAAGACAAGAGGCAGCAAGCCCUGGCAGAAGCCGCUGGCAGUGGAAGGGCCCUGACGCCUUUCGGGCUAUCACACUUGGCACCACCCGGGGGGCCCCCAAUUGCGGCCAAUUCGAACUUCCUGGACGACGACGAGGACGACGACUCCGCCCACGAGCUCUCUCCAGCGGAAAUUGCUGCCUUGACACGGGGCAGCGCAGGUUAUGGGGACCUGUGGCCCAGGGGGUCUGGAUGCCUUGUGGGCUUCCCAGAUGCCUUGGUUGCCCUUCUCCCUCUGACCAAUGCCCUCCAGAACGACUGGGGCAGAAUGCUACGCUUGGAUCCGAGCGGUUUCACACCCGCUGUACAUGGUUCUGUACAGAUCUUCCCAGGGGCACCAUGGCACGCAAAACCUGCCCCUGGCUGGGAUGUUUCAGGUUUUCCGUUCGCCUAUUGCACCUUGGUCAAUGCCCUCUAG